AAUAAAGGAUCUAAACAAUUAUCGCAAAAAGUCCUUCGAGGUCUAUCUGAAUUAAAUAGUAGUCGCAGCUGAUCGUCAGAAUUUUAUCUGCAAGGACAACCCCUUUCAUCAACAUGCGACUCAUUCCUUCCCGACUGAGUUAUCUGUUCCUCCACCUCUUUGCUUUCUGCUACUAUGCUCAGGUAACCAUUCAGUCCCCGCCUAAUUUUACACAGCAUGUGAGUGAGCAAAGUAAAGUGACGGACCGUGUGAGCCGGAGACUCAUUCGGACCUACCAGCUUUACAGCCGAACCAGCGGGAAACACGUCCAGGUCCUCCCGAGCAAGAAGAUCAACGCCAUGGCGGAUGACGGAGACGUGCAUGCUAAACUCAUUGUGGAGACGGACACGUUUGGAAGUCGGGUGCGCAUCAAAGGCGCCGAGACGGGGUUGUAUAUCUGCAUGAACCGGCGGGGGAAGUUGGUUGGCAAGAGGAACGGCCAGGGGAAGGACUGCAUCUUCACGGAGAUCGUGCUGGAGAACAACUACACAGCGCUGCAGAACGCCAAGUACGAGGGCUGGUACAUGGCCUUCACGCGUCGCGGGCGGCCACGCAAGGGCUCCAAGACGCGGCAACACCAGCGCGAGGUGCACUUCAUGAAGCGGCUGCCCAAGGGCCACCACCACCACCACCAUGUCAUGGAGCAGCGGCCCUUCGAGUUCAUCAACUUCCCCUUCCCCAAAAGGACUAAGCGCACGCGCUACUCCUCACACCGGCACUGACCGGCG
Engraulis encrasicolus (European anchovy) is the source of this 767-nucleotide messenger RNA. It is a transcript of the gene fgf8a, whose product is annotated as fibroblast growth factor 8a. Bases 114 to 761 code for a protein of 215 amino acids. Lineage: Eukaryota; Metazoa; Chordata; Actinopteri; Clupeiformes; Engraulidae. Gene Ontology annotation, cellular component: cytoplasm. Gene Ontology annotation, molecular function: fibroblast growth factor receptor binding; growth factor activity. The transcript is spliced from 5 exons. The record is from RefSeq and is a predicted model, not a curated record. Gene Ontology annotation, biological process: heart morphogenesis; positive regulation of protein phosphorylation; neuron differentiation.